GGCGAGGAGCGCCGGGGAGCGCAGCCCGGGAGCAAGCGGGGCGGCGCGGCCGGCGGGGCUGGCGGCGGCUGGAGCUAGAGCGCUACGCGACGCGACCGCGGCUUCCCGAGGUCCGCCUGGCCGCCCAGCGCCGCGGCCCUCCCGAGGCCUGGAGGCGUCUGGGCUGCCGUCCAUGGUCGCGGCGUCCUGAGGCGGGGGACGCGCCCGGCGCCCCCAGCCCUCCUCCGCCUCCUCCUACCGGGCGGGCGGCCUCCUCCGGCGCCUCCUUGCGCCCGCCCGCCGCUCGCCGCCGCCUCCCUCCCUCCUUCCCUGCGGCUCCCCCGGCUUUCGGAACCCGGGGGCGGCCUGUGGCGCGCGGAGCCCGCGCCGGACUGCGCCUCUUUGGACCUUGAGGGCAAACAUGCGUUUGGCUUGGAUCGUUUGAAAUUUUUAGUUUGGGAUCCCCGCCCGCCUGCCUCGUGAGCCCCGCGGGUUUUCUUUUCUUUUUCUCUUUUUUGCCUUCUUCUGGCUCCCGGUCUCCUUUUUGACUCUCUCCCCCUUUAUGCUCGUCCAGCCCUCCCAUUGCUGAGAAGUGGGGGAGGGUCUCGGCCUCCAGGUUCCCGCCCCAUCGGGGCCCGGGCGAGCAUGGGGGGCAAGCAGAGCACGGCGGCCCGCUCCCGGGGCCCCUUCCCGGGGGUCUCCACCGAUGACAGCGCCGUGCCUCCGCCGGGAGGGGCGCCCCACUUUGGGCACUACCGGACGGGCGGCGGAGCCAUGGGGCUGCGCAGCCGCUCCGUCAGCUCGGUGGCAGGAAUGGGCAUGGACCCCAGCACGGCCGGGGGGGUGCCCUUUGGCCUCUACACCCCCGCCUCCCGGGGGACCGGCGACUCGGAGAGGGCGCCCGGCGGCGGAGGGUCCGCGUCCGACUCUACCUAUGCCCAUGGCAAUGGUUACCAGGAGACGGGCGGCGGUCACCAUAGAGACGGGAUGCUGUACCUGGGCUCCCGAGCCUCGCUGGCGGAUGCUCUACCUCUGCACAUCGCACCCAGGUGGUUCAGCUCGCACAGUGGUUUCAAGUGCCCCAUUUGCUCCAAGUCCGUGGCUUCUGAUGAGAUGGAAAUGCACUUUAUAAUGUGUCUGAGCAAACCUCGCCUCUCCUACAAUGAUGAUGUGCUGACUAAAGAUGCGGGUGAGUGUGUGAUCUGCCUGGAGGAGCUGCUUCAGGGGGACACGAUAGCCAGGCUGCCCUGCCUGUGUAUCUAUCACAAAAGCUGCAUAGACUCCUGGUUUGAAGUGAACAGAUCUUGUCCGGAACACCCUGCAGACUGACCCUGCUGGGCUUGCUUGCCAACUCCUCUCAAAGAUUGCUGUUUGCUGCCCAGCUGUAACACACUCAGUGACAGAAACGGACGUGCCGGUCCUCACCGCCCACAUUCUGGUGCUGGCGAGCACAUAAGGUCUCUUCUCUUGCCCAGUGCCCCCAACCAGUCCUCUCCACCACCAACCUCUCUACCUUGGUGGGUUUUUUGGUUUGUUUUUUUUUUUUUUUUCCCCAUUUUCCUGGCUUGGUUUUGCACUUUUCUCCCCUUGGGAUCCUGAUAUCUUUGACUUCAUUGCCAAAAGAACAACCCCUCAAGAACUUUCUUCCCACCUCAAAUCCCCAUUUCUUUUCCCUUCCUUCUUCCUAGUUCUGGUCAGUUCAGAGGAUCUAACAAUCACAAGUGUCCUGCAAAAAUGCCUGAACGUUAUUCUUAGGCCCUUGUGGAUUUUCCCCCCCCAGAAAAUUUAAAAAGACUAAGAAAUAUGUACAGUGACCCCUGUUUUCAGGCAGUCUGUUUGAGAACAUUUUAGCCAUUGAUGUUCACACGUGGCAUCAGCCCAUGCAAGAUAGGUUUCUGUAUUUAUAUAUUAAAAUACAAAAAAACCUUAUAAAAUGUUUAAAAAACGUUCAAAGUUUGGGAGAAAAGUUUUCUUCAUUAGUCAAGGUGUUUUGAUAUGGUAUUAAAAUAAUGUCUAAUAAAAGAUGGACUGUGUGAUUUUAUUUUAA
Nycticebus coucang (slow loris) is the source of this 2026-nucleotide messenger RNA. It is a transcript of the gene ZNRF1, whose product is annotated as zinc and ring finger 1. Lineage: Eukaryota; Metazoa; Chordata; Mammalia; Primates; Lorisidae. Bases 625 to 1308 code for a protein of 227 amino acids. The transcript has 5 exons. The record is from RefSeq and is a predicted model, not a curated record.